Brassica oleracea var. oleracea is the source of this 1209-nucleotide messenger RNA. RefSeq lists its product as uncharacterized. NCBI's taxonomy places the organism in Eukaryota, Viridiplantae, Streptophyta, Magnoliopsida, Brassicales, Brassicaceae. The record is from RefSeq and is a predicted model, not a curated record. Bases 1 to 1209 code for a protein of 402 amino acids. The transcript has a single exon.
AUGAAUAACCGUUCAACGGUUAUGGAAACCUUUAUAACCGUCAAAACGUGUCUAUAUAACGUCUGUCUCAUGUCUCUGUUUACGCUUUGUGACCAGAGUUUCAAAGGAAAAUUCUCAAUCUUCCUAUUGAUCAUGACAGACAAAAUUCACAAGAAAAUGCAAGAGAUUUCUUUUGGCGUUAAUGAUGGUAUCGUUCACCUCCCUUUGGAUCUCAUCGAAGAAGCGUCUGCUGAAAAUCAAUUCUCUUUGGUUGCAAAACAAGUUAAUCUCCGUCGUCAGAAUCUUCGUGCUCUUAUGACUGCAUUCCCAAGACUUUGGGGUGUUAGUGAUGAAGUCGUGGGGCGCUUAAUUGAACACCACAGGGUUCAAUUCAUAUUCCAAACUGAAGAUUCGAUGCUCUCUGUCCUAAGGCGAGGUCCAUGGUCUUUUAAUGAAUGGAUGUGUGUUAUUCAACGCUGGAGUCCAGAACACAUGGAGGAUGAUCUCCAAGACAUUGCAUUUUGGGUUCAAGUUCGUGGUAUCCCAUGUCAAUAUCUUUCUGGGAGAAUGGUCUCUCACAUUGGUCGUGUUAUGUUUCGAUUCAUUGAAACUGAUUUCAAUAAUGAGGGCUCAUCUAACCUUGAUUAUGUGCGGAUCAGGAUACUCGUUUCUACUGCAACUCCUCUGCGUUUUCAACGUCAAUUUCAGUUUGGUAGUCAAACUGUUACUCUCCGGUUUCGAUAUGAAAAGCUACGAGGUUUCUGUAACCAGUGUGGACUAAUGACCCACAGCACUUCAGAGUGUCCAACAGAGGAAGAUAACAACCCACAUCAUGGUCCUGAAGAUGAUGAUGACGAUGCAGAUGAUGAUGAUCCUCCUCCAGGGUUCCCCGAGAAGGAUCACAACGAACCGACGUUUCCACAUGUGCAAGAGACGCAACACAAUCAUGACACCAGUUCAGCAUCUGCAUCAAAAAAAAGGAAAACAGAGGAACCUUCCUCUGCUACUGCAACGCGAGUUUCAUGUAACACUGCUCGCCAGGCUUUCUACGUUGAAGAUUAUGAAGAACACACAGCUAGGAGGGAGCGAAUACAAGCAGAUUACAGAGAAGCGGGGAGCUGGGUCUCUCAACCAGAUAUGUUUGCAGCAAGCUCUUCAAACCCGGAUCCUUUAUCCGGUCACCAACAUCGAGAAGGCACGGUGGGCCAGAAUCCACCAGAGAAAGAAUGA